GGAGAAUUGGCAGCUGUAGUCAUGAAUCAGAACAGAAGUAAUCAAGAGAGAGAUGAUAAUUACCAAAAUACUAGUCGGAAUUCACGGGGUUUCCAAAAUCGACCAGGUGGCUCGGUACAGGGAUAUCCAAAUCUGAAUCCGAAUUAUCAGAAUCCUGUUGAUUUGGUUCAUAAUUAUAAUCGGAAUCGGCAACCACAAGAAUCGGAAGAAAAUAUUUAUGAGCGUUUGGAUAAUGAUGAUGACGAUGAAAACAAUGAAAACAAUGGUGAAGCCAGUCGCAAUGAACCAAUAGCUCAAAAUAAUCAGAAUAAUGUGGAUGAUCAUAUGUACGAGAGAAUUGAUGAUCGAUAUUCUUGUAGUAGCAGAAUGUACUACAAGACAAGAAACUCGAAUCCGUAUGAUCAACCCAGACAAAUUUAUCUAGAUUCACGGCUGUCCAAUCAGUUUUGCCAAAGUCGUUUAGAUAGAUUAGGUCGCAAUUGUUUUUCUACCGAAAAUAUUGCUCAUGCGUCUACUGGACGUACAAUUUAUCCACUUGGUUACAACUGUAUGUGUUCUUUCUGCAGGCACUUAGACCCAAGAUAUUUGUGUCAUCAUUGUCAUAAUAUGCAUAAUAGAUUACGCUAUCAUGAUGGACUUGCAAGUAAUUCUAGACACGUUAUAUGCCAAUUACCGAGAAAUUGUAGGUGUCCUUUUUGCCGUGGUGAAUAUUCUUACGUGAAACUGCCUGUUACAUCAUGUCGACCUCCUGAAUUGUGGAGAAUGGAAUGUUACUGUAGAAAUCCUAGUAAUUGUUCUUGUAGAUCUAAAAUUCUAUCUAACUGUAAUUCUACUACACAAUUUGGAAAAUAUCUUGAUUGGAUAAACAGAGCUGGUCCUUCGGUUAAUAAUCCUUUGUACGCUACAAUUCAUAUUGGUAGACCUUGUGUUUCUGCCGUUGGAAAUUUAGCUAGUGGCAGUGGCGGAGAGCCUGUUGCUUCAACAUCGGGUGCAUCGGGUUCUGCAGCUGCAACCAACGAACCCAGUACAUCUUCAAAUGUUAGAUCGAUAUUUUCUUCGCAUAAUUCUUCCACUUCACGCGCUUCUGUUUGUUCUGCUAAUCGUUCUACAGAACGUCAGCAUACCUGUGAUGAUUCCUGCAUCAGAAAUCAAAGUGGAAGUAUCACUGGCAUUUGUCAGUUUUUCAGUAGAUGUGAACGGGCAGAAUGUAAUCAUAACAGAUUGUCCGUUCAUUGGUGGUACGUUAACAAGUGGCUGCUACUUUGGAAUCCUCACAUUUUCGAUAGGAACAUGGACGCUGUUCCCGUGAUGGAGGAAGAAUCCCGGAAUCAACAUGAUAGCGAUAGUGAUGAUGCUUAAUGAUAAUUAUUCCUUAAUUUUCAGAUCUAGUGAUUUAUUUGGCAUUAUCAGAUAUUGUUUUAUCAUGACUGUUCAGAUACCAUUCAUAUUUCCGAUCAUAAUAGUUAAGCAAAUAAGAUAAUAUUGAAUAUCCGUGUGCCCCUCUAUUUUUAACGAGAGCAUAGUAAUAAAGUUAUAACUUGUGAUACCUGAGAAAAUGAUUAUACAUUUCCCCAUACGAGAUAGCAAGUAAGAGGAAAGUAGUGUCAAUAAUAACGCUUUGAACUGUUUUUAACUACCAACAUCCAGCUUGUUAAAAAUAUUGUAAUAAUAAUUAGAAUGAUAAUUCUUGUUGAGUUGUGUUAUUUCAGAUGAAAAUCUUCGUUCGAAAAUAAUUAUAAAUAAUUAAGAAGAAUUCGCACAUGUAUUGACAAUAACAAUGCAUUAUAUGUGCUCCGAUAUUCUGAAAUAUUUAUAUCUAUAAAUACAAGAAAUAUAAUUUUCAUUUAUAUAUGUAUAAAUAAGUAUAAAGUCGAUUAAGUAUAAAAAUAAUCAAAGAUUAGUUCUGCCACUAUAUUAUUAAGAAUUUAUAGAAGCUGUUUAAAUUUGAUUGACUUUAUACUCAUUUACAGCUGAUUUUAAUUAUUUUCAUAUGCGGUGAAAGAAAAUUGCCAAUUUUAUCAUGUUAAUCCUCUGUAUAGAGAACUAUGUAUAUUAUAGACUAAUAUUUGGACAUGUGUGUUUUACUGUAUAAUGAUGUAAAAUGUAUAGAAAUUGUAACUUUUAUAAUUCGUCGUUAAUCCUUUUGAUUCGGCAUUGUUUCUGGAUCAAAAGGGUGGAGGAAAUGACGAGAGAGUGCUUCUGGCAUAUUUUUAUAAGUUUAGUAAUAAAGAUGUCGCAAUAAAUCAAGACAUAAAUACCCUUUUUUGAGAAGUUGGUUAUGCAGUGUGUUAAAAAAUAUUGGUUAUUUUAAGAAAUAUUUCGAAUUUGUUAAUUGCUCUUUACACACGAUGAAAUAUGUCGAAUGUAAAUUUUUAUUUUAACUG
Messenger RNA from Nomia melanderi (Alkali bee), 2384 nucleotides. RefSeq lists its product as uncharacterized. The record is from RefSeq and is a predicted model, not a curated record. NCBI's taxonomy places the organism in Eukaryota, Metazoa, Arthropoda, Insecta, Hymenoptera, Halictidae.